This is a messenger RNA of Cetraspora pellucida, 358 nucleotides long. Lineage: Eukaryota; Fungi; Glomeromycota; Glomeromycetes; Diversisporales; Gigasporaceae. The record is from the annotation of a GenBank genome assembly.
AUGCAAGCCUAUAAUAAAUCAGAAAUGACAAUUAACACUUUAAAUUCUUUAUCUAUAUCAAUGAACUCUUUAGUCAUAGUUUCUAAUUUAUUGGAAAAUAGAUUUUUAUUAGAUAAUUUUGAGGAUAAUAAAUUGAUAUUGAAUAUUUUUGAAGAGAAUAUAUUAGAAUUAAAUAAUCUUGAAGACAUAGAAGAACAAGAAUCUUUAAAAGAAAAUAGACAAGAAUUGAAAAAUAAUUUUUUGAAGUUAGAUUUUAAAUUAGAAAAUGAACAAGAAUCUGAAUUAGAACAAAAGUCUGAACUAGAACAAGAAUCUGAACUAGAAGAACAAAGAUCUGAACUAGAAGAAUAUAAUUAUA